AUUUAAUCUGUAGCACCUAGUUCCCCGGAAGCCUCCAGGCUGGACUGGAAGUGGGCAGCUCUCCAGAGACGAGGGAGUAACCCUGCACGGAAACCUCCGCUCACCUCAGGAGAAACCAAACUUGGAGAAAAUGUUUGCGGUACACUUGAUGGCGUUUUACUUCACCAAGCUGAAGGAGGAUCAGAUCAAGAAGGUGGACAGGUUCCUGUACCACAUGCGCCUCUCCGAUGAGACCCUUCUGGACAUCAUGGCUCGGUUCCAGGCAGAAAUGCAGAAGGGCCUGGGGAAGGACACCAACCCCACAGCGUCGGUGAAGAUGCUGCCCACCUUCGUCAGGGCCAUUCCAGACGGCUCGGAAAAUGGGGAAUUUCUCUCCCUGGAUCUUGGAGGAUCCAAGUUUCGAGUCUUGAAGGUGCAAGUCUCUGAAGAGGGGAAACGAAAUGUCCAGAUGGAGAGUCAGUUUUACCCAACACCCAAUGAAAUCAUCCGAGGGAAUGGCACAGAGCUGUUUGAAUACGUAGCUGACUGUCUGGCAGAUUUCAUGAAGACCAAAGAGCUGAUGCAGAAGAAAUUACCUCUUGGGUUAACCUUUUCCUUUCCCUGCAAACAGACUAAAUUAGAUGAGGGUAUCCUGCUUUCAUGGACAAAGAAGUUUAAGGCGAGGGGAGUUCAGGGCACAGACGUUGUGCGCUCUCUGACCAAUGCUAUGAAAAGACACCAGGACUUAGAUGUGGACAUCCUGGCUUUGGUCAAUGAUACCGUGGGGACCAUGAUGACGUGUGCCUAUGACGAUCCCUACUGUGAAGUUGGUGUCAUCAUUGGUACCGGCACCAACGCGUGCUACAUGGAGGACAUGAGCAACAUCGACCUGGUGGAGGGCGACGAGGGGAGGAUGUGCAUCAGCACCGAGUGGGGGGCCUUCGGGGACGACGGGGCCCUGGAGGACAUCCGCACUGAGUUCGACCGGGAGCUGGACCUCGGCUCCCUCAACCCCGGGAAGCAGCUGUUUGAAAAAAUGAUCAGCGGCCUAUACUUGGGUGAACUCGUCAGGCUCAUCUUGCUGAAGAUGGCCAAGACAGGCCUCCUGUUUGGCGGCGAGAAAUCCUCUGCUCUUCACAUUAAGGGCAAGAUUGAAACACGGCAUGUGGCUGCCAUGGAGAGGUACAAAGAAGGCCUAGCCAAUACGAGAGAGAUCCUGACAGAUCUGGGCCUGGAACCUUCGGAUGCAGAUUGCAUUGCGGUCCAGCACGUCUGCACCAUCGUCUCCUUCCGCUCAGCAAAUCUCUGCGCAGCCGCCCUGGCAGCCAUCCUGACACGCCUCCGGGAGAACAAGAAGCUGGUACGGCUCCGGACCACGGUGGGCAUGGACGGCACACUCUACAAGAUCCACCCCCAGUACCCGAAACGCCUGCACAAGGUGGUGAGGAAACUGGUCCCGAACUGUGACGUCCGCUUCCUGCUGUCCGAGAGCGGCAGCACCAAGGGCGCCGCCAUGGUGACCGCAGUAGCCUCCCGCGUGCAGGCCCAGCGGAAGCAGAUUGACAAGGUGCUGGCUCUGUUCCGGCUGACCCAAGAGCAACUGGUGGGCAUUCAGAACAAGAUGCGGGUUGAGUUCGAGUAUGGGCUGAAGAAGGAUACCCACCCACUGGCCACAGUCAAGAUGCUGCCCACCUACGUCUGUGGGAUGCCGGAUGGCACAGAGAAAGGAAAGUUCCUCGCCCUGGAUCUGGGGGGAACCAACUUCCGGGUCCUCCUGGUAAAGAUCAGAAGUGGACGACGGUCAGUGCGGAUGUACAACAAGAUCUUCGCCAUCCCCCUGGAGAUCAUGCAGGGCACGGGCGAGGAGCUGUUUGACCACAUCGUGCAGUGCAUCGCCGACUUCCUGGACUACAUGGGCCUCAAGGGAGCCCAGCUGCCUUUGGGCUUCACGUUCUCCUUUCCCUGCAGGCAGACGAGCAUUGACAAGGGAACGCUCAUUGAGUGGACCAAAGGCUUCAAAGCUACUGACUGUGAAGGGGAAGAUGUGGUGGAUAUGCUCAGGGAGGCCAUCAAGAGGAGAAAUGAAUUUGACCUGGACAUAGUUGCAGUUGUGAAUGACACAGUGGGGACCAUGAUGACCUGUGGCUAUGAAGAUCGUAAUUGUGAGGUUGGCCUGAUUGCAGGAACAGGCAGCAACAUGUGCUACAUGGAGGAAAUGAGAAACAUUGAACUGGUGGAAGGGGAUGAAGGGAAGAUGUGCAUUAAUACCGAGUGGGGAGGAUUUGGAGAUAAUGGCUGCCUAGAUGAUAUCCAGACCCAAUAUGACAAGGAGGUGGAUGAGGGGUCCUUGAAUCCUGGCAAACAGAGAUACGAGAAAAUGACCAGUGGGAUGUACCUGGGGGAGAUUGUGCGGCAGAUCCUGAUCGACUUGACCAAGCAGGGUCUCCUCUUCCGCGGCCAGAUUUCAGAACGUCUCCGGACCAGGGGCAUCUUUGAAACCAAGUUCUUGUCUCAGAUUGAAAGCGACCGGCUGGCCCUCCUCCAGGUCAGGAGGAUCCUGCAGCAGCUCGGCCUGGACAGCACGUGUGAGGAUAGCAUCGUGGUGAAGGAGGUGUGCGGUGCUGUGUCCCGGCGGGCGGCCCAGCUUUAUGGUGCUGGCCUGGCUGCCAUCGUGGAGAAGAGGAGGGAAGACCAGGGACUUGAGCACAUGAGGAUCACCGUGGGUGUGGACGGCACCCUGUACAAGCUGCACCCGCACUUUUCUCGGAUACUGCGGGAAACUGUGAAAGAACUAGCUCCUCAGUGUGAUGUGAUGUUCAUGCUGUCAGAAGAUGGGAGUGGAAAGGGAGCAGCUCUGAUCACUGCUGUGGCCAAGAGGCUACAGCAGGCACAAAGGGAGCACUAGGAAGCCCCUGGGGUUGGGCCUGGUGUUCUUUGGCUACUGACCAGCCUUUCCUCUGGCAGAUGUCAAGACCAACAUGCAAGCUUCUGGCUGGCUUCACCUUCUGGAUGGCCAAAAGAGAACCCCAGGUUCUUGGGUACUCUUAGGAUUUUGUUACUGGCUUUCAACGGCAUUAAAUGACUCUCUAUUUGCCAUCUUUGUACCAAAGAUGGGCCAACUUGUAAAACCAAAGCACUGGUCCCGAGAGAUUCCGUUUCAGCAAAUUUCUCAAUUCAGCUGUUAAUUUUCUGUGGCUUAGGGUCCUGUGACUGCUGGACUUGGAAGCAAACACACAAUCUGCCCAGGUGGCCUGGCUGGCUGACUUCCUUAUGGGAAUGCUUCAGUCAUGGCUUGUAGCAGAUUGGGCCAUCUACUGGGAAUGCACAUUUCAGAGGUAUAGAGGCUUAUGUAAUCACCUGGAGAUCUACUCUGACUUGUCAUGUUGACUUCAAGCAUGAAGUGAGAACAAAAACUUUGGAGUAUUCAGUCCCAGGAAGAAACGUUGAUUGCCAGGGAUCUCAGGAAACUCUUCACGCUUAAAGUGAGUUAUAUCAGCGCCCUGUAGGAUUUGUUUCUCAAUACAUGUGAGUGACAAGGAGGGUGCUGUUCGGGGCACCUGUUAGUCAUUUUACAGGUGGUUUGUGCCACUGCUAAUGAUAGCUUUAUAAAGGACUAUCAGGUAUAUGAAAUCCAGUAAAUAAAAAAAUAUUUGAUUUCCCAA
Cervus elaphus (red deer) is the source of this 3641-nucleotide messenger RNA. RefSeq names its product hexokinase domain containing 1 (gene HKDC1). The record is from RefSeq and is a predicted model, not a curated record. Bases 131 to 2884 code for a protein of 917 amino acids. The transcript is spliced from 18 exons. Gene Ontology annotation, cellular component: cytosol; mitochondrion. Lineage: Eukaryota; Metazoa; Chordata; Mammalia; Artiodactyla; Cervidae. Gene Ontology annotation, molecular function: glucokinase activity; D-glucose binding; mannokinase activity. Gene Ontology annotation, biological process: glucose 6-phosphate metabolic process; glycolytic process; intracellular glucose homeostasis.